UUUAUAAAUCUGCAGAACUCAGGAAGUGUUCCCCUUGCAACCUCAAAGCUCAAACCCCUUCCUCCUGAGCCUUAUGAUCGCGGAGCAACUAUUGACAUUCCUCUUGAUACCUCAAAGGACAUCAAGGCAAAGGAGAAAGAACUUCAAGCCAGAGAAGCUGAAUUGAAAAGAAGGGAACAGGAGCUAAAACGAAAGGAAGAUGCUAUAGCCCGAGCUGGAAUAGUUAUAGAGGAAAAGAAUUGGCCUCCUUUUUUCCCCAUCAUUCAUCAUGAAAUUUCAAAAGAAAUACCAUUGCAUCUUCAAAGGAUCCAGUAUGUUGCGUUUACAACAUGGUUAGGUUCCUUAUAUGAAUAUUCUCAGAUCAAAUAUUAAUCGGGGGGUUUCUUUCAGCUUCUGAGUUCAUGACACAUGCUGAAUAAUAAGGAUUAGAUUAAGAGAAGAAGGUGGAUGAUGGCAACAAAACAAUAGACCAAGGGGAGAAAAAUUUGUAUUGGAGGUGUUUGAUCCGGCAAACUAUGUUAAGAAUGGGACUACUUUCUACUUUCCUUUGAUUCUGUAGGCUGUAACUGAAGAAUAAACAGGAAGGGAAUGAUGCUGCUACUGUUGCAAAGGAGAAACACUCAACAAAGGAAAAAAAUCAUAAAAGGAAAAAGGUGAUAAAAUGUAUAUGCAGUAUACAUUGAGAUUUAUUAGAAACAUGAGAUUAAUACAGUAUGUGAAUAGUGCAUAUCUAAUCAUCUCAAACAACUUUUUCUCAUUCAUAGGGUUGGUUACUGUGUCUCUGGGUUUAUAUUGAAUUUUUUUUGAACUACCUAAUAGAACUAGAAUUAUGGGAGUUAUAUUCAUGUCUUUUGGCCAAGAUUUGGUUGUCUAUAGUUAUUUGUUCUUUUUUCUUUCAAUGUUGAUAACACUUAUUAUGUCCAGUAUAUUCUUAUAUAUGCAACUUGAUUAUCAUCUUUCUAUGGUGUCUCACUUUUUAUCUCCAUUGGAAAUUGGGAAUGAGAACUUUCUUAGUAUAUUUUAACCAUUUCUAGGUUUGGCAUGCCUGCUCAAAGCAUCAUCAGUGCAAGCUUAUUGUAGCUAUUAGCUAAAUCUUCUGAUUUCUUUAGUUAUCUUUA
Lotus japonicus is the source of this 1118-nucleotide messenger RNA. Its product is annotated as secretory carrier-associated membrane protein 1-like. The transcript has 6 exons. Gene Ontology annotation, cellular component: trans-Golgi network membrane; recycling endosome membrane. The annotation marks the transcript as partial. The record is from RefSeq and is a predicted model, not a curated record. Gene Ontology annotation, biological process: protein transport. Lineage: Eukaryota; Viridiplantae; Streptophyta; Magnoliopsida; Fabales; Fabaceae.